GGAGACGAGUGGCAAAUAAUUUACCUUUCAAACACCUUCUUUUUUUAAUAUUCAAGUGAUCAAAUAUUUUCCGAUUAAUGAUAUGCGUAAUGACCAACGAUAAAGUACCAUAUAAUUUUAUAGUUUCAAGUUUCAACAACCAUAUUCUGUAAAUCAUGUUUUAUGAAUAAUUUUUGUAUUUUAAAAAUAAAGGUUCAUAUCACUUUAUAUUAAAUUUCGAUUCACCAAUGUUCUCACUUAAAUUUAAUUCAAAGACUUCUAUAGUAAGCAGAGGCGUGCCUAUAGUGUAUUGAAAAAGGCCUUCGCCUUAGGCCCCCGAAUAAUAUUACGUUUUUAGGGCCCCAAAAUUUAAAAUAAUUUUUAGUUUAGUUGCUUAAAUUUAUUUCUAAAAAAAACUUUCCACGAGAAUCGAAUAACUCAAUUUCUAAUUUCAUAUAUUUUUUUAUAUGACAUAACAUAGCAUAUUUACGUAAUAAACUUAUUUUUGUAAGUGUUAAACUUAUGUAUUUCGCGAAGGUGAUAUAUCGUAUUAAAUUUUUUUUUUUAUAGUUGUAUAUAAAUUUUUUUUUAAAAACUUGCCUUAGGCCCCUAUAACCCUUCGCACGGCACUGAUAGUAAGAAAUUUAUUUUGACCGGGAAAUAUAAUUUAGUUUAAUAGAAAUAUUGAAGAAAAAUGACAGUUGCGUACUUGCAUAGUUGCAUGUAUAUAUAUAUGUAUUUUUUUUUAUGGAAUUUUGUUUUCUCUUUGAUUCUCAGUGAGAUCAAUUUAGUGGGACACACCAGAAGAACUAUGAUAGGACCCUUGACUAAUACUCAGCUAAUAAAUCUUAAUUUAUUUUUCUGAUGAGAGUGACAUUUCCGAAAGCAUACUUUGGACCACUUUUAAGGUCUAUUCCCAACUUAUCUUGAACCCAAUAAAAGCAUUAUAACUAUAUAUAUAUAUAUAUGUAUAUAUAUCUUACAAAUAAAAUAAUACAUUGCCUUGGGUCUAUUAUUUGAGUCUUCGAAUUACUUUUAAGAGUUUAAAAAAAAAUCUAGUAACUUUAUAUAUGUAGAUGUUGUAUCGUGUUGUUGAAUCUUAAACAAUCCAAUAAUUAUCAUGCUAUUUAUAUUCGUUUAUUCUUUCAUAAUUCUCUAAUUCUGCUUUUAAGAUUUAAAGUAAUAAAAGAUAUAGCAAAAAGUUAAAGAACAUUUAAAAAAAAACUAUAAUAGAAGAAUUAUACUGAUAUCAUGAAGUAAUACCUAGUUAACUUGUUGAAAAAAUUAUAUAGUUAACUUUUUUUCUUUUCUUUACAUAAAUAUAUAGUUAAUUUUUUUGUUUGACUAUAUACAUUUAACUUAAACAGACAGAUCUAGCAUAUGUUAUUAUAUCCCUGUUUUUUUUUUUUGCGUUUAGUAUUGUUCUUGGAUUCGAAAACUUUUAAACGAGAGGGUUUAAAUUUUAAGACAUCACCAGAAGAAAAUAUGCAAUUAACCAUGUGGGUUUGUGACAUCAGAGACAGAACAAAAUGAUGCCAUGGCACAGACACAAGAGCCCAAGAGGCUAUCCUAGUUUUUUUUUUUACCGAACACAAAUGAUUUUUUUUGAAGGAUAUUUUUGAAGAAUUUCAUUUUUUUUGUAUGUGAGGAAGAAAAUUAUAAGGAAUUUAUACUGUCUUGCAUAUAUUUACCCUUUUUAAAAGAGGUUCGGUCACAUCGAUCGUAAAAGUGUAAUGAUUUUGUCACUCAAAAUUUCUCAUUAUUAUUUACAUAAAUAUCUCAUCUCCAAUCUAUACCUAUUUUUUUUAUAAUUCCUACAAAAAUAGAGUAACUGUAUUAUAUAAUAAACCAUUGGAGCAAAACCUACUCUAUAAUAGAAUUACUUUAUUUUUGUAGGAAUUAUAGAGGAAAAAAUAGGUAUGAGUUAGAGAUGGUCUAAUAGAACUAAAAAAAACCCAAUUUUGAUGCCAAACCAUCUUUAAAGAUUAUUUUUUAUCGUCAUUCUUACUAACAAACAUUAGAAAAUGUUACAUAUCGUUUUUCCAAUUUAGAACAUAACUUGAGUUUCUAAUCCUAUCCUGUUUAGCUAAUUUAUCUGCAACAACAUUACAAGACCUUUUAAUUAAGAUAAACCCCUUGUUGUAUAUUUUCUAAAAGAAAUUUAAGAAUAAAAUAAUAAAAAGGGAAAAGAAUGAGAAAAUAUAAAAACAUGUUCUCGUAAAAAAAAAACUAAAAAAGCUAAGAUAACACCAAUGGACCCGUAAAUCAUAUAUCUCUUUUUAGGUAGUCCAACAAUUCAAAUUUAAAUACAUAUCUAAAUAAUUCUUAAAUAUUAAUAUAAUAAUUAUGAAAACCCCAGAAUUCCAUGGAAAUUAAUGCUCUAAGAGCAUCUCCAACUCAAGACCUCAUUUUAAGGAGAGCAAAACUUCAAAAUGAAAAUUUGAGAGUUGGUUACUCUAACCAUGAAUCCUCAAAAAAAUCCUUAAAAAUUUAUUUAUUUGCAUUAUAGUUCUUAUCAUUAACAAAAGUUACUAAUAAUGAUAAUAACUUUACAAAUACAUAUAGAACAUAUUUUAAAUAUCAUACAACACACAAUAUUACAAUAUAAUAUAUUAAAAAUAAUACAAAUUACAUAUAUAGUAAAACAACACACAUACACAUAAAUUUUAGAAAAUUACAUAUAAAAUACCAAAUUACUCAAGCAUUAUUUCUAAAAUGCUCUCAUAUGUGCUCAAUCAAUGCAUUCCGAAGUGAUAAGUGAGCAUCCUUAAUUCCUUAUUCCAAAAUGCUUACAUAUAAAAUACCAAAUUCCUCAAGCAUUAUUUCCAAAAUCCUUAAAAGCAGUAUUUGCGAUUGGAAAAAGCGAAAAUCAUACAAAAAUGAACUGAACAAGAGCAGCAACAACCUUCAAUUGAUCCGAAUAUGUAUCAACCAUAUUUCGAUUAUUUUGGAGGGUCAAGAUCUGGUUAGCCGAUGAAUUCUGGUAUUUUGAUACCACUUGUAAGAUAUGUAAUAUUUAAAUGUUCAUGUAAUUUGCUUUAAUUUAUGUUAAGUUUGUUUAAUGUAUUUUUAUUUGUAUGAGUUUUAUUUAAUAUAUUUUCUAUUUGUGUGAAUUUUGUUUUCUGUGAGCUUUAAUUAAUGUAUUUUUUUAUUUGUGUAAAUUUUAUUUUAAUGUUAUGUAAUAUUUAUUCUAUUUUAUUUUAUUUUGGUGUACUUAAACAUAUCUAAAUAAAGUUAGUAGAUCUAUUUAUGAAAGAAAAUAGUUGUAAGGACUAAAAAGCAAAUGAAUAGUAGUUUUGAGGUUUUGAAUAGUAAAACCUCAAAUUUAAAGUGUCAUUAUUCAAAAACUCAAAAUUUGAGGAUUUGAGGUUGGGUUGGAAUGACAAAAACCUCAAAAUUUGAGGAUUUGAGGUUGGGUUGGAGAUGCUCUAAGGGCCUCAUAAUUAAAAACAUGUUUUUGCUUAAUCACUAGUAUAUGAUGAGUUAAGAAUUAAGAUGGAUAACAAAAUAUAAUUGUAAAAAUAUUAUGAAUAAUUUAUGUAUUUAUUUUGAGUUUUUUUUAUCAAAGCUUUGUGUUUUAAUUUUGAGUAGAUAACAUGACAUUAUAAAAAUAGCUUAUAAUAGAGUAAAAAUAAAAUGACACUCCUAUAUGUUAAAAUACACAAGAAUCUAUGCUAUAAAUUCAAUAUGUGAGAACAACAUAAUUUUGAUUUCUCUAUUCUGUAAAUAUAUAAACUAAUAAUGUAUGGGUAUUCGUUGCAAUAUUACUCUAGAAAUAAAAUAAACAAAUCUUUAUUCCCUUAUAAUUCUUUGAAACUCCAGAGCGAUGCUCCUGGAUUCCAUCAGUAUCCAGCCUCCCUUUCAAAGUCUUAUAAUCAAAAAUUAAUUCCGAUCACCAAUAAAACUUCUUCUUUUGGUAAAAAAAAAACUUCUGAUAAUCUAAUAAAAGUUCUGGUAUAUAAAUCAAAAAUUGAUUCCACAGUAGCCAACGCGAGUAGAGGUACAGAUUUUAAGGUGGGACCUACGAUUUGUUUGCUGUCAAUAGUAUAGUAUUAAUUACAGCUUUUUUAUAUUAGCAUAUAUUUGAAAAAUAUUGACGCUAACAACAAAAUAGAAAAACGAAGGAUUGCGUAAUUAAUGGACCAAGGAUUUAGAAAAUUUAUCCAUGACGACAUGUCCGUUUUGGAUUUACAAUUUAGUAUUUAUCUAUUUUAUUAUACCAUAUGGUAAACAACAUUUAAAUACAACAUACAUAAAAAUAUAAGAUUUAUACAGUUUUCAAAAGUCGAAACCAACUAGAUCACUUAUUCUAGACAUAUGUCACAAUAAACCCAUUUUUUCUUUUCUUUAAAUGGAUAGAUUAUGUUUAAAAAGGACGAGAGUUAUUACAUAUUUUAAACAAAGUACAUAGAAAAAUAAAAUAAAAAGGAGAAAGAAAAAGCAGAGAGAAUAAAAAGGGGAAGGGAAGAGAAGAGAAGAGGGGGAUGUUGACAAAAAAAUUCAGGUCUGGUUUGUUUAUGUGUUUUUUGGGAUCUUUCCUUUUUUCUCUAUAAACACAACCAAAAGAAGCAGACGAAGAAGAAGAAGAAAAACAAAGCAGAGUUCUUUUUUUUUUUUUUGUUUGGUGAGACAGGGAGAGAGAGAAAGAGUGGCCCAGUAGAUCGAAGAUGACGAUGAUCUAUUUUCUUUUCUUCCAUUAAUAGUGUUUUCCGCUAUAACCAUUAUAUACACAGAGAAUAUAGACUCCAAAAUUUUCUUACUUUUGCCUUUUGAUUCAGAGCCUUUUUUAUUUUCCUUCUAAUUUCACUUUGUUGAAACUUCGUAAAGUCUUCAUUUUUUGAUCUUCUGAAGACGAGUUGGCGAUAAGAGGAUGUGCGUUUGAGUAAUGGGAACAAAGAUUCACCGUGAAAGCUUAUUCCCUGGACAUCAUCACUCUAUGAGAGAUCCCAACAACGAAUCCAACGGUUGUAGAUGGCCAUUGUUCUAUGCUGACAAUAAAGCCUCUGCGAAUGAUCAAUUCUACAAUGACAAAGAUGUGGUGAGAAGGACAAUGCUCGAACACGAAGCUGUUUUUAAGGCUCAGGUUAUGGAACUUCACAGAGUAUACAGGAUACAAAGGGAUAUGAUGGAUGAACUGAAAAGGAAACAGUUUAACAAAGAAUUCGAGGCAUCAUGCUCAUCUCAAGCUACUAAUGAUGAUCUCCGUAAAUGGAAAAUACCUAGUUUCCCUGUGGCAAACUCGGUUUACGACAGACCAUCCAUGUCAGUAGUGGAGGAUAAUGGCCAUUCUCCCAUGAAAGGAAGCUAUUGUCAAGGGGUGUUGGAGGUCAGACCGACGAAAAUGAGGAGAAAGAUGAUAGAUCUUUGUCUUCCUGCUGAUGAGUACACUGAGGAAGUUGUGGAGUUGAAAGAUCACAGAGUUAGUCAGCUUCCUAAUGGAGAUGUGAAGACUGGGUAUGGGUCAAGUAGUAGAACCAAUGGCUUGGCUGAUUUGAAUGAACCAUUUAAGGCUCAAGACACAAACGAGUUUGCUUAUGGCCACUCGGGCAGUGUAAGGGAGCAUGAUCCUGGGAAAGUCUGGCCACAGCAUCAGCCCUUAAGAACUAGUAAGAUGAUCCACCAAGUUGUAAAUGCAGAUCAUUACAGUGGCACACAUAAGUAUGCUACUCCAUCUAAGCCACUGGAGUCAUCCUCUCAGGCUAUGCAAGUGUUUGUGAACAGUUCACAAAGAGGAAUGGGUUUACCUAACUCUGGUCCUCCUCCAAGCAAGGCAGUCUUGUGGAGAGAAAGGACGUUUAUUGACCUAGAAGCGGAUACUGAUACUAACACUUGCCAUGAAGUUGCUUCUCAUCAACCGCAACGCCACUUGUAUCCUCCAUAUAACACUCCAGCUUCUGCUCUCCAUAUGCAUUCCUCUUGGCAAAACCCUACCUUUGGCUUCCCUCAGAGAGUUGUUGUUGCUUCAGAGCAGAAACAAGGGUGUCUGGGAGAUAGAUUACAGUUUGAAAACAAUGCUAGAUAUAACAACCACAACAUGGUUUACAAUGAGUGUUCUUCUUCUUUGUCGAAAUCGAAAUUCUCUGGGAGUGGAUAUAGUUAUCCUAACGGAGGAAGAAGUGAUCACAGGCCGGAGGUGAAGUUUGUGAGAGAUUUGAACUUGAAUGUGACACUUCCAUCAAACACUUGUGUUGUUGAGGUUAGAAAGGAUGAAGCUACUUUACCAUGGCUUGUUAAAACCAAGUCUGCUUGUAACUCUGAUGUGGCUGAUGGGAGAUGGAAUCUGAACAGUAAUGAUGCUGUAGAGACUGAGAAGUUCAACAUUCCUAGAGAUGAAUGCAAUGCAGAAAGAGAUAAAGUCCAUAAAGUUAGGAUGAUGUUAGACAUCAAUGAACCUUGUGAGCCACUUUCGGAUGAAGAUCAGCAAAUGGAGGAGGAACAGACAGGGACAAAGGCUUCGGUUAGUAACAAGUGUCAUAUUGAUUUGAACAUGUCGGUUAGUGAAGAAGAAGAUGAGAACUGGUCUGUUCCUCCCACCAGUUCAAGACUGAGCUCAAAGAGAAUCAUGAUAGAUUUGGAAACUGUUCCCGAGUCUGAUAUUGAAGAAGACGAUGUCUCUGGAGAAAAACCUCCAGAAGAGUCCCAAACUCUUGAGAAACCGCCUGAGUUUGAAAAAAUAGCAGCAGAAACAAUAGUUGCCAUCUCUUUAGCUUGCCUAGACAGAGAGGUUGAAGUCGUUGCUUCAUCAGAAACAAUGAUCCUUCACUGGUUUGCAGAAACAGUAGAGAACCUGGACCAAAAGCUAGCUUCUGUCACAAGGAACCAAGCGCCUUCUAUAGAAGAGAUGGAUUACUUCGAGUCAAUGACCCUGCAACUACCUGAGACCACAGAAGAAGAGUACACGCCUAAGCCAUUAGUCCCUGAAGACCUCGUAUUGGAGGAAACCUCUGUGGUCAUCACGAGCCAAAGACCAAGAAGAGGAAACGCUAGAAAGGGAAAGCAAAGACGAGACUUCCAGAGAGACAUUCUCCCCGGACUUGUGUCUCUUUCGAAACACGAAGUGACAGAAGACAUACACAUGUUCGAUGGGUUCAUGAGAGCAGCAACGGGAAGCUCCUGGACUCCAGCCGGUUUAGCGAGGAAGAAAACCGGGUCAAGAGGUAGACCGAGACGGGUCGUCACAAUCCCUGAACCGGUUUAUUAUCCCUCGGUUCAACAACAUGUGGGGAACAACAAUGGUGAGAUUGAAGAUAGAAGCUUUGCAGGUUGGGGUAAAAUGACAAGAAGGCCGAGGAGACAACGUUGUCCUUCUUCUUCAACUGUAACUACUACUAGUAACCAACGUCACGCGCCUUUCACGUGAUAUAUUUGUAACCAUAAUAUAUCAUUCCUGUUUGUUUUCUUCAAAAUGUUGUCGUAUAGAGAGAUAUAAUAUCAGACCGUGAUUUUCAUAGAGGAGUUUUUUAAUUUCCGGUUGGGUGAUAUAGAUGAAGAUAUUUUUUAUUCAAAUAAUCACUUUUUGUAUUA
Molecule: messenger RNA, 7503 nt
Organism: Brassica rapa (field mustard)
Lineage: Eukaryota; Viridiplantae; Streptophyta; Magnoliopsida; Brassicales; Brassicaceae
Source: RefSeq, a predicted model, not a curated record